AUGGCUGCAUCCUUGGUGUUCAGACUGCAUGACAGAGGACCCGAGCUGGUGAGGGAGGUGCUCCUGGAGAGAGGGUGGGAGGAGUACGAUAAAGGAGAGCGGGGGGAGGAAGACUGGAACCUGUACUGGCGAGGCUCUCCAUUUUGCAAUUCGCAAUAUCGCAACCUGCUGCCAUGGCAACGCCUAAACCACCAUCCCAAAACUGUUGGCAUCACACGCAAGGACUGUUUGGCACGCAACCUGAAGAGAAUGAAAGCUGCUUUUGGUUCAGCUCUUUAUGACUUCAGUCCCACCACUUUCAUUCUCCCCAGUGAAUACACACGCUUCCUGGCUGAGUACAACAGACUGCGUAUGGCCAGAGGAACCUCGGCCUACUGGAUUGUUAAGCCUGUGGAUCUCUCCAAAGGCAAAGGGAUUUUCAUCUUUGAGGAUAUUAAGGACUUGGUCUAUGACUGCGCUGUUGUCAUUCAGAGGUACAUCAGCAACCCUCUGCUGAUCUCUAGCUACAAGUUUGACCUGAGGAUUUACGUGUGUGUGAAGAGCUUUCGUCCGCUGACUGUUUACAUUCAUCAAGAGGGCCUAGUGCGUUUCGCCACUGAGAAGUAUCAUCUGUCAUCUUUGCAUAACCUGUAUUCUCACCUCACCAACACCAGCAUCAACAAGUUUGGUCCCUUCUACAAAACUGAAAAAGGGCAGGUAGGAAAGGGAUGCAAGUGGACCAUGAGCAAGUUCAGGCAUUUUCUCCAAAGCCAAGACAUCAAAGAGCUUCUUCUGUGGCAGAGGAUCAACAACAUUGUCACCCUGACCCUCCUCACCAUUGCUGCCUCUGUGCCCUCCUCUCCAAACUGUGUGGAGCUGCUUGGAUUUGACAUCCUCAUAGAUGCCAAGUUCAAGCCCUGGCUGCUGGAGGUCAACUACAGCCCGGCACUCACGCUGGACUGCCAAGCUGAUGUUUCAGUGAAGAAAAAGCUAGUCGGCGAUCUCAUAGAUUUGAUGAACUACACAUCGACUGACGGCUUAAGAGACAGGGCUUAUCAGAAAUGUGGGUACAAGCAGCCUUUCAAAGCCAACCACCCCUCUGCACCUGUGCUCUCCAAGUUAAACCAUCAGAAGAAAAGAAAAGGUAACAAGGACUCAGAAACUCAAACUCUCCCUCUGCUAAAAGCUCCCUGUCAGCCUGCAAAGAUGAACAAGAGACAGUUUAAACAGUGCGACUUUGUAGCCAACUACCAAAGACGCCUUCCUUCUGUUGACUUCGCUGAGAUACAUGAAGCCAGAUGCAGAAUAUUUAACACCAGUGCUGUCAAAACCCACACCGACCAGAAGCGGAACCUGAUCCCGGGCCCGGAUUCAAGGACAAAUGAGUCAGCGUUGAACAGACAGUCAUUGCCACCUCUUGCAUCGCGCCUAAUGGACAACGAGAGUCUUUACGUGUCUGAUGUUACAAACCAUGACAACAGUGAAACAGAAGCUGAGAGGGAGCGCUCAGGAGAGACAGACGUUUCCUCUUCAAUACUUGACACCCAGGAGAGAGGUCAGGGAGUCAGACGCGGGAGCCAGAGGCCAGCUCGGAUCGCUGUGGAGAGAACCAGAGGGAAUGGACAACAUGUGCCACCAGUCCGAGUUGGAGACUUCAUCAGGACGUUUCCAUUUAACGUGGCCACUCUGAAGGCCUCACAGCACAAACUGGACAUUACAACAGUCCUACAGGAGAUUCACAGGCUGACUGCUCGGCUGAUUUCAGGCCAAUCAGACAAGAUGAAGAGCAGGGGAGAAGAGGAGGUGAUGGCAGACAUGGAUGCUGAUAAUGACUUUGAUUCACUGUUGUGGGGACCAAAAGAUCCUCCACUGAUCAGUCAGUGCUUCAAAUCAACUUAA
Messenger RNA from Archocentrus centrarchus (flier cichlid), 1878 nucleotides. RefSeq names its product tubulin tyrosine ligase-like family, member 2 (gene ttll2). Gene Ontology annotation, biological process: microtubule cytoskeleton organization; protein polyglutamylation. Bases 1 to 1878 code for a protein of 625 amino acids. Gene Ontology annotation, cellular component: ciliary basal body. The record is from RefSeq and is a predicted model, not a curated record. Lineage: Eukaryota; Metazoa; Chordata; Actinopteri; Cichliformes; Cichlidae. Gene Ontology annotation, molecular function: tubulin binding; tubulin-glutamic acid ligase activity. The transcript has 3 exons.